Messenger RNA from Phytophthora nicotianae INRA-310, 1899 nucleotides. RefSeq names its product CAMKK protein kinase. NCBI's taxonomy places the organism in Eukaryota, Oomycota, Peronosporomycetes, Peronosporales, Peronosporaceae. The transcript has a single exon. Gene Ontology annotation, biological process: protein phosphorylation. The coding region runs from base 121 to 1776 and encodes 551 amino acids. Gene Ontology annotation, molecular function: ATP binding; protein kinase activity. The record is from RefSeq and is a predicted model, not a curated record.
UUUCUGUUGAGCCUAUCAAAACGAAUACUGCAUGCCGUAUCGAGUUUGUCUGGGCAAGCUCUUCCGCCACUCUAACGCUCGUCUCAUUCCUGCUUUAGGCCAAGUCCUUCCACCGCCACCAUGUCGGGCGCCUUCUCGAACCGCGUCCAGUGCGACCUGGGCAUCUUCGACUUCUUCCGCAGCCGUACUAUGUCCUUCGGUCACCGCGAGUCUCGCUCCGCUUCGCACUCGUCAGCCAGAGCGUCAUCCAACCGUCCCAAGACCGGCACUCGCUCGCUGGCGCCAUCUGCGUCGAUGCCGCCGCCAGCACCGGCCUCUGCGCCUUCGUCGGUUGCUGCGCAUGUAAACUCUUCUAAUGUCCCACCGCCUUUGCCAGAGUCCAUGGACUCUGUGACCACCACAGCGUCGGCCGAGUCGUUCAACAACAAUGACCACCUGAGUGACGACGACGACGACAGCGAUAGCGACUCAGACGACGGUAUCAGCUCUGCUUCUAGUGGUGACAGUGGCAACAGCAGCGUGGGCAGCGCCAUUACUAAAUACGAGGUGGUACGCGAGCUAGGACGAGGCGCCACGGCCGUCGUGCAGCUCGGCCGCCUGCGUGGAGGAGACGACCUGGUGGCACUGAAGGUGUUCAAGACGUCUCUACUUAAGAAAAUGCGCGAGGUGAAACGCGUGGGCCGACGCAUGGUCGUGUCCACGGCGCUGGACAAGGUGCAGGUGGAGAUUGCCAUCAUGAAGAAGCUGCACCACCCGAAUCUACUGAAUCUACUCGAGGUUUUCGACGACGACUCUGAGACGCUCGUACUGAUGCUAGAAUACGCGCCGUCGGGUCAGGUGAUGCAGUGGUUCCCUGAAGAGAAACUCUACAAGAAGUCAAAGAAUAGCAAGAAGGAGAACGAGUGCUUCACUGAAGAGGAGCUACGUGUCUGUGUGCGUCAGCUCCUGCUUGGACUCGAGUACCUGCACGAGAACAACAUUUGCCAUCGCGACUUGAAGCCUGAGAACAUUCUGGUGGGUCAGGAUGGCACCUACAAGAUCGCUGACUUCGGCGUCGCUCAUUUCUUCGAGGAGGACGACAAGGAAGCUAAGGCUAAGGCCGCCGGUGAGGUCACUCCAACAUCAACAAAGCCUCAUAAGAAGGGCUACGUCUCGACAACAGCUGGGACAUAUGCGUUCAUGGGCCCAGAGACGCUCAAGGGCGGUGAGUACAGCGCUUAUGCGGCGGACAUCUGGGCUCUGGGCGUUAGCAUCCACGCUCUGGCCUUCGGUACGAUCCCGUUCUACGAUCCAGAUGUCGUGACUCUGUUUGAGAUGAUCGAGAAGAACCCGAUCGAGCUAGAGAAUAAUGCGUCGGAGGGACUAAGUGAGCUGCUUUACGGUCUGUUGGAGAAGGAUCCUGAGAAGCGCUGGUCUCUGCAGCAGUGUAAGGAACAUUCGUGGGUGCUGGAGGGACUGUCGGACCAGGAGAAGAAGGAGUAUGUGGAAACGAGCUACGAGGCUGUGAAGGUCGGACCGGAGGAUCUAGCAUGUGCUGUGACCCGUGUGACGUCGCUGAAUGUUAUUCUACGAGUAAAACUGGGCGUCAACAAGUGGAAACGCAAGGCGAUGCGGACACUGGAGGAGCGACGGAAAUCUCUGCACGACGGCGGCAGCAGCUUCGGGGAGUCUCCGUCCUCGCGGUUUUCGAGUGUAAGUGCGGCGGAGUCGAUCGAGUCGGAGACCAAGCAACCUGCAGCCACCAGAGAACUCGCAAACAACCAGCUCGAGAUCUAACGAGCUGGGAACGCGGAAGACGAGCGUAUGUAGCAAAAAAUGCAUGAUUUCAUGAGCCCUAAAACUGGCAAUCCAUAGUAAUACAUCUAAAUUCGUACUUAACAUGGACCGUACAUUCUACAA